AUGGACGAUGUCCUCAUCUCCAACCUCCCCCCGGUUUAUCUCCGCUCCGUACUUAGGACGCUUCUCUCCCACAACCCAGCAAACCAGAAACCCUUUGUCGAGCACAUCCGCUCAAGGCUCCAGGAGUCGCCGCCAGCGCUGACUGAAGCAACGGAGCUGUUCCCCAGUGCGGAUACCGUAUCUCCAGCAUGUGUUGAAUAUAUAGGACUGACGAGAUGUCUCUUCUCGUCGAAAUUGGCCGAGGAGGCCAUUGGCUACAGCUACUGUGCCGAAGCAAAGCUUCUGUCCCGCUUCGAAAGAGCAGAGAGACAGGUUAGGGACACCUUUCAGCUGCUCUUCCUCGAGUCCGCGCAAACGACCGCCCGGGUUGGCCACAGCCAAGCUUGCCUGCAUGUUUCAUUGCCGGUAGAUUCCCCCGUAGAGACAUUUACUAUGGGUGGAAGGCAGCUGCCGCGCUUGUUCAACGGUCUCUGGCAACUCUCAUCUCCUGCUUUUGGCGCAGGAAGCUCGGAACAGCAGCAGAAAUCGCUCAUCAGACUGGUUCAAAGGGGCUUCAUUGCUGCGGAUAUGGCAGACCACUAUGGCGAUGCCGAACUCGUUUAUGGAGACUUCCGCAACAGAUUGCCCGAAGGCAUGAAAGACAAAGUCUACGCAGCCACAAAAUGGUGCGUCUUCAAGCCUAUAGGCACGGCCGUUACAGCCGAGUACGUGCUGUCUGCUGUUAAGGAACGGUAUCGCAGACUAGGCGGUAGGGUAGACCUGCUUCAGUUUCACUGGUAUGAUUAUGAAGCAAAAGAGUAUCUCGAUAUCCUCCACCACUUGGUCUGCAUAACGCAUUCCCACCCGGAGCUAGUAUCAUCCAUCGGGCUCUGCAACUUUGAUGUAGAACACACAGAAGAAGUAUGCAAGUACUUACUUGACAAGACCGGCCAAGUUGGAAUCACCUCCAACCAAGUCCAGUUCUCAUUAAUUGACACCCGGCCUCUGAGGGGUAUGACCCAAACCUGUGAAAAGUACGGCCUCAAGCUUCUCACAUAUGGUUCUCUUCGCAAGUACCUAGAUAUGAUUCACCGCUGGGGCACCUGGACUGAGUUUCAAGCCCUGAUGGGAGAGCUCUCCUUGCUGGCGGCAAAGUACAAGGUGGACAUUGCCGAUGUGGCGAGUAGCUGGGUGUUACAACAGCCAACCGUGGGAGCUAUACUUGUAGGCACGCGGCUGGGCUUAUCAGACCGGUGUGCAGAUAGCCUCAAGGUGUCUGGGUGGGCACUGAGUGAAGCUGAGGUUAUGGCUAUAGACAUCCAUGCGCGAGGGCGAGAAGGGCAGAAGACGGAUGCUGUCUUUGCUAAAAUUGGUGACUGUGGUCAGGAGUACAGAAAUAUGCGCGCUUGA
Messenger RNA from Microsporum canis CBS 113480, 1389 nucleotides. RefSeq names its product aldo/keto reductase/Endoribonuclease L-PSP. The record is from RefSeq and is a predicted model, not a curated record. The transcript has 7 exons. Bases 1 to 1389 code for a protein of 462 amino acids. Lineage: Eukaryota; Fungi; Ascomycota; Eurotiomycetes; Onygenales; Arthrodermataceae.